Molecule: messenger RNA, 2272 nt
Organism: Syngnathoides biaculeatus (alligator pipefish)
Lineage: Eukaryota; Metazoa; Chordata; Actinopteri; Syngnathiformes; Syngnathidae
Gene: syt4
Product: synaptotagmin IV
Exons: 5
Coding region: 101-1495 (464 amino acids)
Biological process (GO): calcium-ion regulated exocytosis; regulation of calcium ion-dependent exocytosis; cellular response to calcium ion
Cellular component (GO): axon; synapse
Molecular function (GO): phosphatidylserine binding; calcium-dependent phospholipid binding; clathrin binding
Source: RefSeq, a predicted model, not a curated record
GCCCGGCCAGACCUGAACAAAAACAACAUCCGUCUUCAUCCUGCUCCGAAGUCCGGUAUUGACCCCGACGCUUCCGGCCUCAGCACCUCGGAUAGCGACCAUGGCACCGAUGGCGCCGGACGAUGGAGCCCAGACGGCGGUGGUCCCCGCAGGUGUCGCUUUGGUGAGCAUCUUCGGCCUGGUCUUCACCGCGUCGGCCUUUUCGUGGAUCUGCUGCCAGCGCAAAAACGGCAAAAGCCAGAAGACGCCCCCGUACAAGUUCGUGCACAUGCUCAAAGGUGUCGACAUCUAUCCGGAGAGCCUCGGCGGCAAGAAGACGUUUGCCUCCGCCGCCGGCGUGACGGCCAAUGACGCCGGUAAAACGGACGUUAACGGCAACUGCCACGCCGCCGCGCCGCCCGCGGCCGGUCCCGAGCUGACGUCCAGCCCCGGCGGCUCCAGACCGGCCCUCCACCUGGACCUGGAGCAACGGGACCUCAACGGCAACUUCCCCACGAAAGCCUCGCACCGCCACAAGGUGCGCAGCUCGCCCGACCUGGAGCAGCCCUCGCCGCUCGCCGGCUUCGCCCAGACCGGCGCGACGGACCGCCGGGACCUCCCCUCGCCGUCCAGCGCCGUCUCCAGCCGGGCCCCGACCCCGGCUGUCGACGAGAAGGAGGCUCGGCUCGGCACGCUCCACUUUGCCUUGGAGUACCAGCCAGAGAAGAAGGCCUUCGUCGUCCACAUUCAGGAAGCCCACGGCCUGAGCCCGACCGACGAGCAGUCCCUCACCUCGGACCCCUACAUCAAGCUGACCCUGCUGCCGGAGAAGAAGCACCGAGUGAAGACCAGAGUCCUGAGGAAGACUCUGGACCCGACCUUCGACGAAACCUUCAGCUUCUACGGAAUUCCGCUGGCCAGAGUGUCCGAGCUGGCUCUGCAGUUCGUGGUGCUCAGCUUCGACAGAUUCUCCCGGGACGAGGUCAUCGGCGAGACCCUCGUCCCGCUGUCGGGAAUCGACUUGUCCGAAGGACGCGUGCUGAUGAGCCGGGAGAUCAUCAAGAAGAACCUCAAGAAGUCAUCGGGCCGGGGUGAGCUGCUGCUUUCCUUGUGUUACCAGUCCACCACCAACACGCUGACCGUGGUGGUCCUCAAGGCCCGCCACCUGCCCAAGAACCACAGCGGCGGACCCACAGAUCCUUACGUCAAAGUCAACCUGUAUCACGGGAAGAAGCGCGUGUGCAAGAAGAAGACCCACGUGAAGAAGUGCGCCCCCAACCCCGUCUUCAACGAGCUCUUCACCUUCGACCUGCCCUCCGACGAGGGCCUGAGAGACACCAGCGUGGAGCUGCUGCUGAUGGACUCGGACGCGGGCGACUCCCGCUGCCCGAAGCCGGUCCUCGGGCGGCUGCAGAUGGGCACGCUGGCGGCGGGCACCGCCGGCGAGCACUGGCGGGAGAUCUGCGAGCACCCGCGCCGCCAGAUCGCCAAGUGGCACGCCAUGUCCGAGGAUUGAGACGGCGGGGAACGGGAUUCGCCGGACGAUGGUGGAGGGAGGGACGUGAUGUCAACCGACCAAUCGCUCGCUCGUCUUGGAAGUUCCAGUCCUCCCUUUGACUUGCAAGUGGCCCCAAUUUGCAAGGCGUCGCCCGAAACCAGAACGUAGCCCCGAGCCGUUCGCGUGUCUGCUGUCCGGCGGAAUCCUCGUAUCUCCGAAAUCCUGACCCUCUACGGGGGGGGGGGUCUACCAGGUUUCCGCUCAACCGCGCCGACGUGAACUUUGGUGACAUCCCAUUCUUCAUUCAUACGCUUGAAUGUGACAAAAUUAUCCAAAAUGAUUUUGACAGACGGGCUCCUCGACCCUUUGCUGGACCGACCUUCUGGAUGCGGAAUGGGAUGUCGCGUCAAAUCCGUAACGGAAGAUUUUCAAUGCGCCCGACAUCGCCGGGUUGUCGUGGUAACCCUGCGCUUCGAGGCCUCUUCUUCUUCUUCUCUUCCGCUUUUAAUUGAGCUCAGCCUUCUGACCGAUAGAACGAAACGUUGACGUCAUGAUGUUUUGUUUUGUUUUGUUUUUUUGAACUCCUCCGGGCGGACUUGUGGAACAUGUUUUUGAAGUGCGAUUUCAUAUCAGGGCCCAAAUCCGGCGGUUUGAGCUCGGACUGCGCGACGUUGCGUUGACGUCGCACACGUGUGUGUGUGUGUGUACCUUGCAAUGUUUCCUGUGUGUGUUUUGUCCCCUUUUUUUGUGAGCGCAAAGACAGCCGAAAUGUACUUGUAAGUACCCUCAAAUUAA